CUCCUGCUGUGGUUGAGUUGACGUCGCCUCCCCUGCCGUCCCCACCCACACACACUACACCAUGUACAGGAUCACCCUCCUCGCCUCCAUGCUACUGGGCUUGGCACUUGCUGGAGAGAUGACCGAGGACACGAGGGAAAAACGUGGGUUCGCUGGCGGCUAUGGCGGCGGCUACGGAGGCGGCGGUGGCGGUGCUCACGGUAAUGGUGGCAGCUACCUGGUGGUGGGCGGCUACGGUCAUGGGGGUCACGGACCUUCUGCCGCAGACAUCGCUAACCAGGCUGCCUCUCAGGCCACCGCUGCUUUUGCUAGUCUAGGAGGUGCAGCUCAUUCUGCAGCUGCCGGAGCCGCAGCAGGUGCCGCAGCUGCUGCUGCCGCUGCUUCACAGACAGCUCAAGCUGCCGCAGCCAACAGACAUGCACAGGCCGCACAGAUCACCCAGGCUGCACAAGGAGCUCAGGCGGCGGCCUUUCAGGAGGCAUCACUGGCUGGUAAGGCCCACAAGGCUGAGCAAGCGGCAAAGGUGGCUCAUUCCAUGGCUCGUGCUCUGGUCAGUAAUUUGGGUCAGGUUUCUGGCGAGACCAACGCCCUGGCAGGUCAGGCUACUGGCAGUCUUGCUGCCCAGGAAAGCGUCCUCAACUCUCAGAACUCCAUGGCGUGGCAGGCGCAACAGGCAGCCAACUCUCUGCGCACACAGCAGAAUGUGGUCAUCAACGAUUUGCACUCGGCCGCAGGAGCCGCCUCUCAGGCACAGAUCGCAGCAUCCAAAGCUCUCGCCAAGGCAAAAGGAGCUAACAACGGAGGGUUUGGGGGUUACGGAGCAGGACAUGGAUUUGGAUACGGAGGAGGUUACCACUAAAGACAGAGAAAACGACAGGUGCCGGUCGUCAACGAUGCAGGGAAGAGGAGGAGAGAGAAGGGUAGGGCCCUUGCCUCGGGUGAGGACUACCCUCACGCAGGACCUGAACGCCGGAGCGUGUACCUGGAGCUCUACUGGGGGCGCCACAAGAAGCUACCAGGCCAGAAAGUCGUAGCAGAGGAACGCCAGAAUUAAAAGAAAAUCGACAUCAAAAUACUUUUCCUA
This is a messenger RNA of Procambarus clarkii (red swamp crayfish), 1084 nucleotides long. Its product is annotated as glycine, alanine and asparagine-rich protein. NCBI's taxonomy places the organism in Eukaryota, Metazoa, Arthropoda, Malacostraca, Decapoda, Cambaridae. The record is from RefSeq and is a predicted model, not a curated record.